Durusdinium trenchii is the source of this 2392-nucleotide messenger RNA. NCBI's taxonomy places the organism in Eukaryota, Dinophyceae, Suessiales, Symbiodiniaceae. The record is from the annotation of a GenBank genome assembly.
UGUUGGGAUGUCAUGUAAGGGCAGAAGUCGGAUGAUUUGGCAUUUUGAGGCUCAAGAGGGGUUCGAAAUGAUUCGAGUUUUCUUGGAUCUUCGAUCCAGCAGUGCAUGGCUGGCUGUCCAGUAGGGCUGAUCUUGGGAAACCCCGGCUCCGACGAUGCAGAUGAAGGAACCUUGGAUGUGCCUGAUGCCCUGGAUGAUCCGGUGGAAACACUGGACCUCACAGGAGUCGUAAGUGACUUCAACCAGUGGAACACUUACCUUGAAGGGAAAGGUGUCAAGGUGUCACGGAACAGUGCCUGCGAUUCAGGAUUGACCAGAGAAGCUGCGAUACAGAAGAUAUGGACACUCUUUGGAACAUUCUCAUCGCAUUACAUUUUGGUCUAUUUGGGCCAUGGUCGCAAAGGCAGUGGAAAUUGGCAAAUGAGUGAUGAUGACGUAACUUUUCUCGACAUCGCGUUCGCCUGGCUGCAGUUGGGCUACUUGCCCAGCCAUGGAAACAGCUGUACCGUUGUUUCUGAUUGUUGCUUUAGUGGCAAGUGGCCUUUACUUGCCAUGAACUUCAACAUUCCCGGCCUGCAGUUUCAAAGCGCAGUGGACGGUGACACACUAGCCAGGGACAGUUGGCCAACAUUCUCCCAAAUUUUUCUGAGAAUGCACUCUGGGCAUGACUUCCCCAAGCAGUUCAUGCUCAGAUGGAAGCCUCUUUGUUGUGCCAGAGACGGAGAUGCACACCACAGCACCAGGGAUCUUUUGCAUCUUGUGGGUGCAGUGCGCGUUGGUUCUCGAUUUUAUUUGGAACGACUCUAUAGCAAGUCAGGCAUCAUCACAGGCUUCCUUACGACAAUCAGCUUCUGCAACUACCAGUCAGACAAUGGCCGUUCUAUGAUUCACAAGGCAGUGGCACAGGUCCAUGAUCAUCAGGUUGGGAAGGUGGUGGUGGAAGACACACAAGAUGGCCUCCCUUUUCUCAUUAAAGAGAUUUGGUGCAAUCCAGAUGCCAGACGAACCAGUGUUGCCACAAGGUUGCUGACUGGGAUUCUUCAACAUUUGAAGGCAGAUCACGUGGACGUAGAGUUUGAAACCACCAAUGUGGGGCUGAUGGAGUUCUUGCUUGCUCACGGCUUUCAAGAUGUCUACACUACACCCCAAACUUGCCAAUGGGCACGGCACGAUGGAGCUGCAGGAUGAAGCAUCCAGAGGCAACAGUUGGGAUGCUGUGGAACGAAUCAAAACUCUUUAGUCAGGCUAAAGAACUUUUCGUAAAGACCUUCCAAGCUGCAUACGCAGGAUUUUCUGAGGAAUGCCUCGGCCUAAACGGCAUGACAAAGGAGGCAUGGCUUCGCCAAACUAUUGACGACGAAGAGGCGCUUCAGACAAGGGAUCCUGUCCGCUACAGCUGGUUGAUCGCACAUGACGCUGGUCAAAAGGUUCUUGGAAUCGCCAUUCUGGACAUGACACCUGCUUCCGGACAAGGUAGCCUUUAUGUGAGGCAGAUCGCAGCCAAACAAGGCCUUGGAAUUGGCAAGCGUCUUGUGAAGGCGAUUGCGAGCCACUGUGCUGGAGAAGGAAUUCACAAGUUGUAUGCUGUGACUCGGCGGAUCAAUGAUGGAAGCCAGCGCUUUAUGGCAAAGUUGGGUUUCCAAGAGUGCAAUCGUAAAGAGGAAGGCUAUGGUGACAAGUACAUCGGGCUCUCAGCAGAGAUCAGCCCUUGGCCACUUCAAGCUGCCAGCCCAACCUCAAGUGGCCCAAGGUCAAUGCCGCAUCCCAAGCUUAGAGCAUACUCAAAGUCUGCAAGUAUGUCAGAAUGUGGGAAGUGCGGCUUACAGCUGGACACCGUUGUCUUCUCAUGGAACGAAGAUGACUCCUACGAAGCCGCGCAGAGAUUGCUAGUGGCAACUUUCUUGGAUGCCUAUGAUUCACUGAAUGAGGCAGACCUUGGUUUGCAAGUGUCAAAGCAGAGAUUCUUGGAUGAUGUCGUUGCAAAUGAGUUGAAGAAGAGACUUCAAAACCCAGACCGAUAUCAGUGGCUGAUGGCGUCAAGAGCUGGUGAAGUCAUAGGGCUUCUCACUGUGGAUCUUGGUGAUUGUCACUGGGCAGGCGCCCCUUCCAGUGCAGUCAUCCGGCAGCUAGCAGUCGCUUCAAAGUUCCAACGCCAGGAUUUAGGCAUGGAGCUGGGGCUACGUGUGUUGGAGCGCUAUCCGACAGUUUUUGCCGUGAAAGCGUACACUCGACGCAACAAUCUAGCAUCUCAGUGUUUCUUGAACAAGUUUGGCUUUCGGAUUUUGAAUGAAGGCAGCCAGGAGUUUGAUGGCAGCCAGUAUUUGACGCAUUUCCGAGAUUUGAGCACUCCCGCGCAGAAAGUCAGCGACGAAUCGCUCAGUCAACGAGCAGG